AUGGCCUCUCCUCUCAUACUUCCCCUCCUUCUCCUCCUCCUCAUCCUGCCGCUUUCCGCCCCAUGGACGGCGGCCGACGACGACGGGGCGGUGGCGAGGUCGGCCUUCCCCAUGGACGGCGACGUAGCGUGGGUGGUGCAGGUCAGCGACCUCCACAUCAGCGCCUACCACCCGGACCGCGCUGCCGACCUAGCGAGCCUCCUCGGCACCGCCCUUCGCACCAUCCGCCCCCACCUCCUCCUGGUCUCCGGCGACAUCACCGAUGCAAAAAAUAGUAAAAGAACUACAUCCAGACAGGAUGCAGAUGAAUGGAUUACAUACAAGAAAACUAUUGAUGCAAUUGUUGCAAAAGGCGGUAUUGAUAAGAGGAGGAUAUUUGAUAUUAGAGGCAAUCAUGAUACAUAUGGAGUUCCCUAUAGAGGAAGCGAGUUGGACUUCUUUUCAACUUACAGUGUUAACUCACAGCUUGGCCAAUUAAGCACCAUUAAUAGCAUAAUCCUCCAGGGAGAUAGAAAUUAUCUAUUCCUGGGCAUAGAUGAUACAAUGAGUGUUGGCAUUCGGUUUCCUUCUAAUUUAUUUGGACACCCAACUGAUAAGAGGAUAGAAGCAGUUAACUCAGAAUUACAGUACUGGACCAAUCAUUCUAAUGUUCCGAUUACAAAAGUUGUAUUUGGACAUUUCCCUAUGUCGUUUACUACUUCGUCUGAAGUAGGACAGCGUUACGAAAGUGUGUUUGCAAGGCAUUCAAUUUCAGCAUACCUAUGUGGCCAUCUGCAUGCGAAAGUUAGUAAUCAGCUUUGGAGGCAUCAUCAAAUGAGAACAAAAGAGCGCUCUUCAAGCUUUUGGGAAUGGGAACUUGGAGACUGGAAAGAGUCCAGAUUGAUGAGGAUUUUAGCAAUAGACGGAGGCGCAGUCUCUUUCAUUGACCAUACGUUAAAACAGCCAUUCCAAACUUCUAUCUUGAUCACCUAUCCAACAGAUUCAAGAAAUAUGAAUAUAUUGGAAUCAAACAAGGGGCCACCUAGAAAUGAUAUAAACGCUCUUGUUUUCUCUGAAGAACUUAUUGUCAAUGUGAGUGCAAGAGUUUUUGAUUCUCAUAAUGAGUUCAAGAUAGUUGAGGAGAUGCCUCUGCAACUUGUUGCCAACUCUUCUGGUCACAAACCUUUCUUCCAUGCCAUGUGGAAUGCUAAAAAUUACAGAAGUCCGUCUCCUACUCGCUACUGGUUGCAAGUGUUUGUGCUAGAUUCUAAUGGUAAGAAGACUGUAAGUGAGCGAAGACCAUUUUCAGUUGAGGGCAAGAUAGCGAUUCUACACCGCCCAUGGCUCAACCGUUUGAUAUUUGAAAUUGAAUGGGAAGACGCUUAUAGAGUUCUUCUCUGGAGUAAUUUGGCCUUCACCAUUCUGUUGUUGCUCAUUCCCCAAAUCCUGUACCAUUUUUUAAAGAAAAAGUCAUCAUAUCAAAGGUGGGCCUUGUCAGUUCUAACAUCCCCUGUCCAGCAGCGAAAGGCUUGGUUUUGGUUGGUCUUGUUUUUAAUGGAGGGUGCAAACAGCAAACCGUUCUGGUUUUCUUUGUCCCUGUAUGUUCUUUGGAUCACCCAGAUGCCGUGGUUUUGGGGUCAUGCAACAUCUGAAAAUGGAGAAAUUGCUCAAAUGUACAUAUCUGGAUGGAGCGUACCUUCUUUUGGUAUGGCAAACUACAAGCUGAGCAGCCCAGAUGUGAUGGUGAUCACCCUGCCUUUCCUAUACCUGGUGGUUGUCCCUGUAGUAGUCCUUGCAUAUGGCUUGUUUGCAGAAAGGGCCGCGGCUUAUUUGCAGUACCAUAGAAGAGCAGAAGACAGAGCUAACACAGCAGAUACAACCGCUGAGGCAGCACGCUUUCUGCCAGGUUCUCCAGCUCCAGGAGCUUUAAUGAACCUAUCUUGCAAGAACAAGAUAAAGUUUGUGUUGAUCAAAUUUUUUGGUGGCUGGACAAGGAGGAUAAUUCUACUCGCGUGUUUGAUCACGGCCAUGAUACAUUUGAAGCUUUCUUCAAUGUUAAUGUCAGCCUAUGGGUCAACACCAGUUGCCUUGUCUCCUCCAUUAACAUGGAUGCCACUAUUACUAUUAAGUGUUGCUGCCUACUGUACAAUGCUCCCUGUAGGUUAG
This is a messenger RNA of Triticum turgidum subsp. durum (durum wheat), 2145 nucleotides long. The record is from the annotation of a GenBank genome assembly. Lineage: Eukaryota; Viridiplantae; Streptophyta; Magnoliopsida; Poales; Poaceae.